Molecule: messenger RNA, 2545 nt
Organism: Hymenoscyphus albidus
Lineage: Eukaryota; Fungi; Ascomycota; Leotiomycetes; Helotiales; Helotiaceae
Source: the annotation of a GenBank genome assembly
GCCGCCAUGAAGCCAUGAAGCUUUGAUGGCCGAUCUUGUGUCUAAAUAUGACUUUUCUAUCGAUGAGUAGCAAAUUUUCACAAGACCGUUUGCCCUACCAGCCCUUUGCCUGUGGCUUCUGACUAAUUUCCCCAAGUUUCUCUUAUCCAUCAGUCCGUGAAAAAGUUUCAUAUUAUUCACUCAUCAAAAGGAUUUGUCUUCAUCUAGUGGUAUAAACAAGGACAUAGAUACAAUUCUGAGGAGACGAUUAGAUCCUGACAAGAUGGCCAAAAUGAUCCUUCCCACUUCACGCCCCUAUGGCUUCGAAUUUCCCAUCGUCACAACGGCACUCAUAAUCAUUGAUAUGCAAAGGGAUUUCGUUGACCUGGAUGGAUUCGGUUCAAUCCAAUGUGGAAACCCAGAAAUCUUCUCUGCGGUCCGCAACAUUGUCCCCACACUGCAAAAAGUCCUAGAGGUCUCCCGAACGAUCGGAAUUCAAGUCAUACACACCCGGGAAGGACAUAAGCCCGACUUGUCGGAUUUGCCUCCCUCAAAAAGAUUCCGGCAAGUGAAUGCACCGCAUGGACAUCAUACAAUGGGCAUUGGUGAUGAGGGUCCAAUGGGAAGACUACUGGUAAGGGGCGAAUGGGGCCAUGAUAUUAUUGAUGAACUAAAACCACUGCCCGGAGAGCCUGUCGUCGAUAAGCCUGGAAAGGGAAGUUUUUGGGGGACAAGUUUGCACAGAAUUCUGCUUGCAAGAGGCAUCACUCACUUGUUGUUUGGUGGAGUCACAACUGAGUAUGUUUAGAACCAGUCUACAUGAACGUGUGGUCAUGUUAACAAUGAAAUAGAUGUUGUGUCACAACCACACUUCGAGAAUGUAAUGACCGUGGUUUCGAAUGCUGUAUCCUUUCGGAUUGUACAGAUGGCUUUGAUAAGCAAAUGGUGACUACGUCGAUGGACAUUAUCGCAGGGCAAGACGGUCUAUUUGGGUUCGUUGGCAGUAGCAAAGAUUUCUUAUCACAAGCUGCGAAUGCUCAAGCACUUACGCCGCCUACAACUCCACCGGCAUACCAAAACCCUUUAACCUCCAUAGCGGAACUUCAGAGGAAUUACAAGAGUGGUCUUCUUGACCCGGAGAUUGUUGUCAAUUCAAUUUUCGACCGAAUUGAGCAAUACAAAGCCAUCGAUUCAGCAGUCUGGAUAUGCCACCAAUCAAGAGAAGAUGUCCUAGCCUCAGCUAGAUCCCUCUCUGCGCGAUAUGCUGGGAAGCCACUCCCUCCUCUUUUUGGUGUUCCAUUCGCUUUGAAAGACAAUAUUGAUAUACAAGGAAUCCGAACUACUGCCGCCUGUGAAGCCUUCGCUUAUGUGGCCAAGUCAACCGCUCCCGCGGUUCAGCUUCUUCUGGAUGCCGGAGCUCUUUACAUCGGAAAAUCAAAUAUGGACCAGCUUGCUACCGGACUGUCGGGUUGUCGUUCACCACAUGGAGCUCCGCACAGUGUGUAUAGCAAGGGCCAUGUGUCUGGGGGCUCUUCAUCAGGUUCGGCAGUUGCAGUUGCGGCUCAGCUUGUAUCUUUUGCCCUUGGCACCGAUACUGCCGGCAGUGGUAGAAUUCCGGCUGCGUUCAACGGUGUUGUGGGGUUCAAGCCGACCAAGGGCACCAUAUCAGCACGUGGGGUAAUACCAGCUUGUAGAAGCCUCGAUACUCUCUCGAUUAUGGCACCAACUUUGGCAGAUGCCCGAAAGGUUUGGUAUGUUGUCGAUUCUUAUGACCAUCUUGAUGCUUUCGCCAAACCUCCUCAAUCGCUCUCACUUUGGAAAUGCGAUUUUCGUGGUCCUAGAGUAGGCGGCUUUACAUUCGCUGUCCCGGAUCCCUCCAUUAUCUCACUCUGCUCGAAAGAAUACCAAUAUCUUUUCAGUCAAACCGUGGAGAAACUUCGUUCCUGUGGCGGCAAAAGCGUGAAUGUAGAUUAUACACCAUUCGCUAUUGCUUCUGAUUUGCUCUACAAUGCAUCUCUGGUCCAGGAACGAAUUGCAAGUAUCGGACACGAUUUUCUCGCUGCAAACCUUGAUACUCUCCAUCCAGCCACCAAAUCCCUGUUUCUCUCCGCACUCACAAGUGACCUCAAACCUUGGCAGGUAUUCCGAGACCAAGCUCUCCAAAAACGAUUGACGUCCCAAGCACAACGACUAUUCGGCACUUUAGAAAAGGGUAUAGAUGUUUUGCUGCUUCCUACGGCUCCAUGCCAUCCUACAAUCAAGGAGAUGGAAAAUGAUCCUUUGGACUUGAAUGCUAAAUUGGGGACGUUUACUCAUGCUGGAAAUGUGCUAGAUUUGUGUGCGGUCAGUGUCAAUUCUGGGUGGACUCAAGACGGAUUGCCUUUCGGAGUUACAUUCAUGGGUGGUAGUGGUUACGAUGGGAGAGUUCUAGAUAUCGCUGCUGUUUUUGAGGAGUUCAUCAGUGCUGAAAUGAAGCUCAAAUGAGCCUCUCUUUUGAUCAUGUUUACCGGUUGUUAAGGAAAUAUUCUACGCAUCUUGUAUAAUCAAAACUCAAACUCACUUGUAU